This is a messenger RNA of Diprion similis, 1214 nucleotides long. It is a transcript of the gene spn-A, whose product is annotated as DNA repair protein RAD51 homolog 1. Gene Ontology annotation, biological process: double-strand break repair via homologous recombination; reciprocal meiotic recombination; mitotic recombination. The transcript has 2 exons. The record is from RefSeq and is a predicted model, not a curated record. Gene Ontology annotation, cellular component: condensed nuclear chromosome. NCBI's taxonomy places the organism in Eukaryota, Metazoa, Arthropoda, Insecta, Hymenoptera, Diprionidae. The coding region runs from base 96 to 1127 and encodes 343 amino acids. Gene Ontology annotation, molecular function: ATP hydrolysis activity; ATP-dependent DNA damage sensor activity; ATP binding.
GUGAAAUUGUGAUUGGAUCGUCCCGAAAUUCGACUAUAGAAUUACGCACCAAGUGAUCUUCUUUUACUUCGCUCAGCAGUAAAAAAAUAACAGAAAUGGCAGUAACGGCCACGGCAACUACCGCGUCUAUCCAGGGCGACGAGGAUUUAGAAGAAUUUAAUCCACAGGCCAAAUUGAUAAAGGCUAUAGAAGGCAAUGGCAUUACCGCGGGUGAUGUUAAAAAACUGCAGGAGGCAGGCUACUACACUGUCGAGUCAGUGGCGUACACACCGAAGAAGCAGCUCAUCACGAUAAAAGGAUUGAGCGACGCAAAGGUGGAUAAAAUACUAGAUGCUGCGUACAAGAUGGUGGUCAUGGGCUUCAAGACGGCAACCGAGAUCCACCAGUACAGGGCAAACACUGUGUAUCUGACAACGGGAUCCGCGGAACUGGACAGACUCCUGGGCGGAGGGAUUGAGACAGGUUCGAUAACCGAGAUAUUCGGGGAGUUCAGAACAGGCAAGACUCAGAUAUGUCAUACGCUCGCGGUCAAUUGCCAAUUGCCAGUGGACAUGGGUGGUGGGGAAGGAAAGUGCCUCUACAUCGAUACGGAGGGAACGUUUCGCCCUGAGAGGAUAAUCGCGGUAGCAGAGCGUUACAAGAUCAGCUCUGAGUCUGUUUUGGACAACGUCGCCUGUGCUAGAGCCUUCAAUACCGAUCAUCAAACACAGCUGCUCAUCCAGGCUUGCGCGAUGAUGACGGAGUCUCGAUACGCGCUGCUAAUCGUCGAUAGCGCCACAGGCCUGUACAGAACGGACUAUUCGGGUAGGGGGGAGUUGUCAGCUAGACAAAUGCACCUUGCAAGGUUCCUAAGAAUGCUGCUUAGAAUCGCCGACGAGCACGGCGUAGCCGUUGUAAUUACGAACCAGGUUGUCGCCCAGGUCGACGGCGCGGCCAGUAUGUUUGGCGGCGAUCAGAAAAAGCCCAUCGGUGGUAACAUCAUCGCUCAUGCCAGCACCACAAGGUUGUAUUUAAGAAAGGGCAGAGGGGAGACUAGGGUUUGCAAAAUAUACGACUCGCCCUGUCUGCCGGAGAGCGAAGCUAUGUUCUCUAUAAAUUCGGAUGGCGUUGGCGACGCCAAAGAAUAGUAUCGGUAACAAGUUGACUAAUUUUUGUGAUACGAUAUACUACGUAGGAUAAGAUAACUCUUAACAUCAAAGAUUUAAUAUUUUUAU